Dermacentor andersoni is the source of this 577-nucleotide messenger RNA. Lineage: Eukaryota; Metazoa; Arthropoda; Arachnida; Ixodida; Ixodidae. The record is from RefSeq and is a predicted model, not a curated record.
CAUAUAGAUGGGACGGAUUUAUUCGCUUGUCACCAGGGUUACACUUCCUUUGCGGAGAGAUUUCCACGAAAAGGACUAACCUAGUUACUGCUGCAAGCUUUCGUGCAUGAGUAAGAGGCAUACGUCUGCCCUGUAGCUCGGAUAUUGCGCCUAGGCAUCUAGAAAUGCAGCCAACAAUAGCAGCAAAAUACACAGCUCUGUGCUUCCUUAUAUUUCUGCCAGCAGCAUUAUCCGGAUAUGUGAAGGGCGAGAAAGGCAGAAUAUCGUUGCCAGUGGAAUGCCACCCACAUUGCGUUGUUGGUAAACAAGGAGCGUGCUUUAUUCCUGAGAACAAUCAAUGCCAGUGCAACUGCGUUGAAAAUGUAAAUCACUGCGAGGUUGUACGACGACUUCAUCAUUGCCCCAACGACCAGAUUCACCUAUGUAAUAAUAGGCGUGACGUAUGCGAGUGCAGUUGUGUACCUACGGGGUUGUGGUGAGCUCAAGGAACAUUGAGGACCUAAUCGCUCGACAGCUUCUAUGCAAAAUGAAAAGAACUGUGUACGCAGAUGUACAUGAAAUAAAUAUCUCGAAAUAA